AAAAGAGCAAAUAGUGGCUACUUCUCUAUUCCAUAUAAGGGGACAAACCACCCCACAACCCAUUUCUUCAUUCUAUACUCUCUAAAUAAAUCAACUCCACUUAACAAAACCUCUGCAUUCAACUCUUCUUUCUCCUUCACUUACUCUAAUCUAAUCAAUUUGGAAGGAAAAAAUGGAGCAAUGUAGCCCUUUUGGCUGGGUUUACUACAAUGAAGACGAGGGAAUGAUGGGUGAGAUGAGACAGUACAUUUUGCAAUCAAGGAUGGAGUUAGAGGCAACAGUUAUAGCUGCUCAAGAAGAAAUCAUGAAAAAAGAAGAGGAAUUGAUGCACAUGAAAGAUCUCUUGAUGAUGACUAUUAAGGAAAGAGAUGAAGCUCAAUCAAAAUCCCAAAAGCUAAUGCUUGAAAAGCUGCUGCUACAACAGCAACUGCAGCAGCAGCAGCGACAGCCGCAACUGCAACCACAUCAGGAAAGCCUGCAGCAUCAGCAGCAGCAGCAGCAACAGCAGCAAAAAUCUGCUGCUGCUGCGGCGGCUUCUUUGUCUAAUACUAACACAACAACUAACUGUUUUUCCUCAUCAUCUUCUGAGUGUGAGGAGAGCAGCAUAAUCUCUUCCCCACACGGUGGUGGUACUAACUCCCCUGCCUUAACACAACCACAACAACAACCAGCAUUACCACCACAAAUAGCAGCAACACUAGCCAGCAAUCGCCGCCCAUUACCAGAAAAAGGGAAGCUCUUAAAGGCAGUCAUGGAGGCAGGGCCAUUACUCCAAACACUCCUAUUAGCGGGCCCGCUUCCUCAAUGGCAACACCCACCUCCUAGACUUGACUCCAUUGAAAUUCCACCAGUCACCAUUACCAACUCUAACUCCCCUACAAAAAGGGGGUUAGAUCAUUUUGAUUACUCAAUGAUUCCCUCCCCUAAGUACCAAAGAGUUGUUUAGUAUUGACUUUUACUGCUAUUAGUAGUUAGAUUAGUACUAUUUUUAGUGAGAUGCUUGUCAAAGUUUGAUGUUAGUUUUUAGCAAAAAAAAAAAUACCCAUCCUUUUUUUUUUUUUUUCCCUUUCCACACUAGUGAACAUGUAAAGAGAGACUAGUGUCGGAGAUGGAUGGUUAAUUUACUUAAUUACCCUUUUACUUUACCAUCCUAUCAUUUAGUUGGGUUGGUUUAGGUUCUUGUAAAAUAUAGUUUGUCUUAGACAAAUUAGGAGAAACAUGUCCUAACUUCUCCCUUGAAAGGGAAAGAAAGGGAGAAAAAAUGAUACAAAAUAUCAUCAAGUCUAACCACCACUUAUAUUGUUGUGUGGUGGUGGUGACUUUUACCUCUUUUUUUUCUUCUUAAUUUUCUUAAUUUUUUUUCCUAAUUUUGGUAAUGUAAUGUAAUAUGCUUGAUACUCCCAUUCAAAGGAGAUAUGGGAGGGGGGCCAUCUUGGAUUUAUGAACAAGAUUUGGCUUUUGGCUUUUUUUUCCUUCUUCACUAAUUUUUAAUUAGUGUGUAUGUUUUUAUAUGUAUGUAUCAUUAUGUCAAACACAUGGUGAUGUACAUGAUGAUUUGGGGGUUGUAAUGAGAAGAAUCAUCAAAGAAGAUUUUUACCUAAUUAUAUAAUA
Spinacia oleracea (spinach) is the source of this 1611-nucleotide messenger RNA. RefSeq lists its product as uncharacterized. The transcript has 2 exons. Lineage: Eukaryota; Viridiplantae; Streptophyta; Magnoliopsida; Caryophyllales; Amaranthaceae. The record is from RefSeq and is a predicted model, not a curated record. The coding region runs from base 173 to 946 and encodes 257 amino acids.